Messenger RNA from Eufriesea mexicana, 4534 nucleotides. Its product is annotated as zinc finger protein rotund. Gene Ontology annotation, molecular function: RNA polymerase II cis-regulatory region sequence-specific DNA binding; DNA-binding transcription factor activity, RNA polymerase II-specific. The transcript has 6 exons. Gene Ontology annotation, biological process: regulation of transcription by RNA polymerase II. Bases 1 to 1902 code for a protein of 633 amino acids. NCBI's taxonomy places the organism in Eukaryota, Metazoa, Arthropoda, Insecta, Hymenoptera, Apidae. The record is from RefSeq and is a predicted model, not a curated record. Gene Ontology annotation, cellular component: chromatin; transcription regulator complex; PcG protein complex.
AUGUAUCCGUGGUACCGGGACAGCGUCGCGGCGGCGGCGGCAGCCGGCCUCGGGGGCCCCGUCGGAGUCGUCGGUUCCGGGUUCUGCUCCACCGGCCCAGGACAAGGCGGCACCACCAUCAAAACAGAGAGCGGAUAUUCGGAUUGCAUGCUCGCCCUCGACUACGUGCAGAGUAAGAAAGCCUCUUUCGCGUGGUCCGAGGGCGGCGAAGAGGGCGGCGGGGGUGGCGGAGGCGGCGGUGGAGGUGGAGGCGGCGGCGGCGGAGGUACGGCUGGCACCGGAACCGGAAGCACGGGCCCAGCCGCCACCGGAGGCGGUGGAUUGGCCCAUUGGGUCAGCGUGAUGGCGGAACACAUCCACAAUCCACACUCGGCCACCGGGGUGGGCGGUGUCCAUCAUCAGCAACAGUCACCCCCUCAACCACCCUAUCCAUGGAACAACGGACUCUCCGGCGAUCAAUGCAACCCCCACGACAAGGAGAGCGACUAUUGGGGUGGCGGACGGGGCGCGAAACAAGGUUACGAGCACUUUCUGUUGCAGGCGAAAAUGAACGCGGACCACGGCCAGCUGCAGAAAGGCGACGAGCAAUACCGGGGCGCAGGAGGAUCCAGCAGCGGAAGUCCUCCAGCGAGUCUGCUGGUGGUUCCUCAGCCUUUGACCGUGAAACCCUCUCAUCCGUCGCAUCUGAACCCUCAUCUGGGUGGACCACACUCUCAUCCGCCGAGAAAGUACCAGUGCAAGAUGUGUCCACAGAUCUUCGGUAGCAAGGCGGACCUGCAGCUCCACACGCAGAUCCACAUGCGCGAGGCGAAGCCGUACAAAUGCACCCAGUGCUCGAAGGCGUUCGCGAACUCCUCGUACCUGUCCCAGCACACCAGGAUCCACCUGGGCAUCAAGCCGUACCGCUGCGAGAUUUGCCAGCGGAAGUUCACCCAACUGAGCCACCUACAGCAGCACAUCCGCACGCACACCGGUGACAAACCGUACAAGUGCCGGCAUCCAGGCUGCACGAAGGCGUUCAGCCAGCUGAGCAACCUACAGAGCCACUCCCGCUGCCACCAGACCGACAAGCCGUACAAGUGUAACUCCUGCUACAAGUGCUUCUCCGACGAGCCCAGCCUGCUCGAGCACAUACCGAAGCACAAGGAGUCGAAGCACCUUAAGACGCACAUCUGCCAGUACUGCGGCAAGAGUUACACCCAGGAGACCUAUCUGGCCAAGCACAUGCAGAAACACGCGGAGAGAACGGACAAGAGACCUCCUAUAAUCGGUACCGGGCUCAGGCCGUCGAUCCACGCGAUGGCGGCUCAUCAUCAAGACCACUACUGGCCGAAAGUCAGUCCGGACUCGGUGAUCAGCGAUCUACACGACCGGCUGCCCCAUCACCAUACCGACUACCAUCAGAACCAGAACCCGGAGAUGCUGUUGCCCGGCCACGGUCACCGCGGCGAGUCCAUAGAGAACGAUUCCAGGCAACAGACCCCGCAACCGGGUGCCAAUCAUCAUCCCAACAGCAGCUCGGCGUUCACGCCGAUCUCCUCGAUCUCGAUAAACUCGAUCUCCUCCAUGCAACACCCGUUGAACCCGCUGAACCACCUGCACUACCCGGGCAGCCAUCAUCCAGCCUCCAGGCCGUACCUCUACGAGGCCUUCAACUCCACGCAGAAAUCCUCGCCAGCGUCCUCCUCGUCCGGAGUGACGUCCGGCACGACCAGCAACCAGAACGCGACCUCGUUCCCCAAUCAGUUGAUCAGCCUCCAUCAGAUCAGGAACUACGCGCACCAACCGAACCUCGGAAACCUAGGCAACCUAGGGAACCUAGGCAAUCUGAGCAAUCUGAGCAACCUAAGCGCGACGAUGGAGAGCCACGCUCUCCUCGGCGGACUCAAGGAGAAGCAGUAACUCCGGCUGGUCUUGGAGAUUAGGAACAAAACUAUCGCUAUUUCUCCUCGGUUUCUUUUUUCUUCUUCGUGUCCACCUGUUCCUCCUCCCUGCGUCCUCUUGCCUUUCCGCGCCGAUCUCCGACGGUCAGCGCGACGUUCCAUCCUUCUGACCGCUUCUUCCCCAACGCUCGCACGUCCUUCCAAUUCGCUCCUCCUCCGUGUCUCUCUCCUUUCCUCUUCCUUCGCGUAAUCCCGUAGAAAUUUCGAGACCUGUUUGCAGUGUGUGUGCACGCAUCCCGAUCACGAGUCAUUUCUAGAUCGUUCCUCUUUCUUCUUUCUCUCCUUCUAUUUUCUUUCUCCUCUCCGGGGAAAAGGUGCCAGGGGUGGGCUAGUCGUUUCGGGACCCCCGACCAUUCGAGCAACGCGCCUUUUAAUUUAUCACACUCACUUAACGAAGUCUAAGUGGUCAGAAAAAUAUAUUCCUCCCGAUUCUUUCCCCCCCGGUAUACACGUAGCAUGUAUAUCUCUCAAAUCGGUAAACCGGUUUCACGAAGAAAAUGAUGCAUUUUCUUCCACGCUUUCAGCCAUUUCCUUUUAUCAACGUCGUUGACGAAAACAGCGACGAACGUUUCUCUGAACAGCAGAGAUCUAAUCGCGUCGUUAUUCCAUCGAGGAACAUUAAUCUCCUCGAAAAGCAUUCGCGAGUCGAAUGCAAAUCGAUCCAGCGACUUUUAAUCGUUUCAAUGCUACCGGGCAUCCAUGCAUGAAGAACGAAUAUUAGAAAGUCCCUGUUCGGUACCGUAUCGACAGGCACUUCCUAUCGAUCCGCCGUGAAUCGGCAAGAUCGAUCGCGAUCGAGCCUCCCGAUGUAACCGACCGUUUAGCCUCGGCGCUGAUUAACUUUCACGUUCGCGAGUUAGUUAGAAAGUAGCCUGGAACGAUAAUCGACCAGCGUGUUUCUCGAUGUUCGGGUUCCCGUGGCGAACAGUCGCACGACGAGGACGAUCCUGGUACCGGAGUCUGCUGGAUUUCCUAGCCAAGCUAUUUUCGAGGGACGUCCCUCUCCGGUACCAAGCGAACGCUUGCCUCCUCUAUCCACCCUGAAGAUCUCCUUAGGUUAACGUUUCCUCCCAUUCUCCCUUCCUUCUUCUUCAUUUUUCUCUUUUUCUUUUUCUUUCUUUCGUCUCUUUUUCCUCUUUUCUCUUCACUUUGGUGUUCCGACGAUCCGGUGGUCCCAUCAGCGAUACAAACACGAUACAAUCGAUCUUGGCAUGUGGUUUUAAUCCGGUUUGGUUUGUAGUUGGAAGAAGUUUCCGUUGCCACGAGUUCCGUAGUUAGGGGUAGUUGGGAGACCAACCGCGAAAUCCCGAGCCCGACUCGGAUUUCCGCGGACUCUGUUUGCUCGAUGAUUCGCUGUAGGCUGCUCGCUGUCGCGAAGCUGCUCUUCGCGGUUGGUUCUGUUGAAGGGUGUGUGCGCGAGAUACUCCUCGACGCGACUGCUCCUCUCCUCUUCCUCUUUUUGAAUGUCAAUCCCGAAUCGUAGAACGCAUUGCAUCCCCCGGUUGCGUUGGAGCCGACGGAGCAGUCGUCUCGAGGAUGAUAGGUCCAAGAGAGAUAUUCUUUCAGAGGGCUUCUUCGACGCGACCGGUCUCUAGGAAUCAACGGAGCAACUACCCCGUGGUAACGACGGAAUCUCGAGGAAACGGUGGCUUCGGAGCUCGACCCUGUUCUGCUCGACCAGAGGAGCGAGAGGACGCUGCGGAACGAUGAGGAGGAGUUGCUUAAAAGCGGCCGUUUCGUAGGAACCAACGCGCACAGUCCGUUUCGGCUCGAUCCCCGUCACACUUUCUAAUUACGAGACGAUCGCCGAUAAAGUUUCUCCCUUCGAUCGCUGCCUCCUGAAAGUCUGUACAAAACGGCAGGAAUCGAUGGGACCGCCGGCAAUUUCGUUCUUUUUCGCGUUCCUGCCUCCCAGGAGCAUCGUACGUAAGAGGGAAUAGCAAAGCCAGGAGAAAUCGUGUCGUGGAGUAGAGCUAUUUUCCAAGGGGUGGCUCACCCCCUGAAACCGGUGCUGGGGGUUGGGCACACCUUUCUGGGUCGAGUGGACGUUUCGCUCGCAACGGGAUAAUUAACGAAGCGAAUGUGUGUGUCUGAGCAAGCCGGAAACUCUGUCUGUGCACGAGUGCGUGUGCGUGCGUGAGCGUGUGCGUGUGCGUGGGUCUGCGUAUACGUGUGGUGUGGCGAGUGGGUGGGAGAGGAGGGGAAAGAAAGGAAGAAGGGAAAAAAUGAAAUGGGAGUCUAAGCAUCGCACGCACCUUUUAAAUAGGAGUUACACGCGUACACACACAUUACAUGAGGGCACAAAUCGUGUGAAUACCUUUGAGGACGAAGCGAGAAAGGAAGAGGGAGAGCGUGAGUGAGAGAAAGAGAGGGUGCAAGAGAGAUUUAGGGUAGGUCGACGACAGUGCCACGAAAUAAUAAAUGCGAAAGUAACGGAAAUAAUAGAGAAUUAAAGAGGGAACGAGGAGCAGAGAAAGGGAGAAAGAGAGGGAGAGAGAGAGAAAGAGCGAAGAGGCGGAGAGGGUUGAAAGGCUAGCAACCACACAGAGGCGCACAGAGAAAGAGAGAAAGAGCGAGAGAGAGAGAGAGAG